CUUCCGUUCUGAAAGCAUUUGUGCGCUGGACUCCUCUUACAGUCACUUCCUCGUCGUGGAGUGCAGUUGGAGUUCAGAUUAAACACCAGGCUGUGCCUAAACACUGAGCCCCUUUGUUUUGCAUGAGCAUGCAUGUGUGUGAUGAGUACGUGAGUGUGUGUGUGUGAUGUAGAUGGACAAUCCGAGCAUGUUUAGAGCUCAGAGAUGAGUUUCGAAGCCAUUCUGGAGGAGACUCUAAUCAAACGAUCACAGCAGAAGAAGCGAACAUCACCUCUCAACUAUAAAGAGCGAGUUUUUGUCCUGACCAAGAGCAAACUGACAUACUAUGAGGGACGUGCCGAGAAGAAGUCCAAGAAGGGCUCCAUCGAUCUGCAACGUGUCAGGUGUGUUGAGAUUGUAAAAAAUGGAGGUUUGGUCAUCCCGUGUGAAAAUAAAUACCCCUUCCAGGUGGUUUAUGAUACGAACACUCUAUAUAUUUUCGCCCCCAGUAAUGACAGCAGGAGUGCAUGGGUACAAAACAUGAAGGAGGAGAUAAAGAACAAUCCUCAGAUUAUGGCGAAGUUCCACCCUCAGUUCUGGCAAGGGGAGUGGCUGUGCUGUGGUCAGGAGGAUAAACUCGCUCUGGGCUGUGAAGAGUACAACCUAUUUGGAGACAUUUCACGGAAACCACUCCCCCCUAUUCCUGGUGCAGAGUCCAAAUCUCGACGCCCACUGCCACAGCCUCCCCCUAAUGAGGAAGAGGAAGAGGAGGAGCCUAAGGAGGAAGUGGUCAUUGCACUGUAUGAUUUUGAGGGAACAGAAAGUCAAGACCUGACACUGCAUCAGGGGGAGGAGUAUGUCAUCACUGAGAAGUGUGAUGUCAACUGGUACAAAGCACGCAACAAAUAUGGGGAAGAAGGCUACAUUCCCAGCAACUAUGUAACCCCAAAGCAGCCAGAUAAUUUGGAGCAGUUUGUGUGGUACUGCAAAAAUGUGAACCGCAACAAAGCAGAGGAGCAGCUAAGGAAAGAGGGUAAAGAGGGAGGGUUCAUGGUGCGAGACUCCAGUUCCGGUGCCUACACCGUUUCUCUGUACACAAAGUCUUUGGGUGAUGGAGGCUCUGCUAUUAGACAUUAUUACAUUAAGGAGACUCAGAGCUCACCUAAACAGUUUUACCUUUCGGAGAAGCACCAGUUCAGCAGCAUUCCUGAACUCAUAGAGUACCACAAACACAAUGCCGCAGGUUUGGUGAGCAGACUGCGUUAUCCAAUAAAUAGACAGAGCAGAGCAGCACCAACGACAGCAGGAUUCAGCUAUGAUAAGUGGGAAAUUAACCCUUGUGAGCUGACCUUCAUGAAGGAGCUCGGCAGUGGGCAGGUCGGUGUGGUGCGACUGGGAAAAUGGAGAGCACAGCACAAAGUGGCCAUUAAAGCGAUCAGAGAGGGAGCAAUGAGUGAAGAGGACUUUAUAGAGGAAGCCAAAGUUAUGAUGAGUCUGUCCCACCCGAAGCUGGUUCAGUUAUACGGUGUGUGUACGCAGCAGAGGCCCAUCUACCUGGUGACGGAGUUCAUGGAGCUCGGCUGUCUCCUGAAUUACGUUCGUCAGCGUCGGGGUUCGUUCAGCACACAAAAUUUGCUCAGCAUCUGCCAUGAUGUCAGCGAGGGCAUGCAGUACCUGGAGGCUAACCGCUUCCUCCACCGGGAUCUGGCUGCUAGAAACUGCCUUGUCAGUGACUCACAUGUGGUGAAAGUGUCAGACUUCGGCAUGGCCAGAUACGUUCUGGAUGAUCAGUAUCUCAGUUCCUCUGGAGCAAAGUUUCCAGUGAAGUGGUCUCCACCUGAGGUCUUUAACUUCUGUCGAUACAGCAGCAAGUCUGAUGUCUGGUCCUUUGGUGUGUUAAUGUGGGAGGUGUUUACUGAGGGGAAGAUGCCAUUUGAGAACAACCUGAACCAUGAGGUCGUAACUAUGGUGAUGCAGGGACAUCGCCUCUCUCGGCCCAAAAAAGCUGCCCCGCACAUUUACGAAAUCAUGCAACACUGCUGGCAAGAGAGACCAGAGGAAAGACCAUCGUUCAGACAGAUCUCACAGAUGAUCACAGACGAGCUGGAAACAGAUGGCCACACCUCCUGAUCUCUGAUUGGACGAUCUGACUCAGUGCUGAUGCAUAACUGCUCAUAAAUCUCCUCAUUGGACCAAACAAGUGACUGAUGGAAACUACUGGAAGCAUUCAGUAUGAAAUGUAGAGCUACUGCAAGUCAGGAGAGGAGUGUGUGUGUGUGUGUGUGUGUGUGUGUGUGUAGGUUUCAUAUUGUACAUUAUGCAUAAUAAUGUAUCUGACUGCCUGUACAAACGUAAAAUAAAAGAUGAAAAUGAAAAUCA
Molecule: messenger RNA, 2358 nt
Organism: Neoarius graeffei (lesser salmon catfish)
Lineage: Eukaryota; Metazoa; Chordata; Actinopteri; Siluriformes; Ariidae
Gene: tec
Product: tec protein tyrosine kinase
Exons: 18
Coding region: 205-2109 (634 amino acids)
Biological process (GO): peptidyl-tyrosine autophosphorylation; adaptive immune response; T cell receptor signaling pathway
Molecular function (GO): ATP binding; non-membrane spanning protein tyrosine kinase activity; protein binding
Source: RefSeq, a predicted model, not a curated record